AUGCAAAUCCGCAGCACCUCCAUCUCGUCCUCGAUCCUCGCCGCCAUCUCGGGCGACUCCAGCAACCCCGACAAGCCAAGCCUGCAGAAACGCAUCUUCCGCGUCUUGGCUUCGUUCCUCUCCGUCUUCCACCUGCCCCUCGCCCGCUAUCACGCCGCCGACUUUCUCGAGCUUCGUCACAAUGUCUGGAAGCUGGACGAGCAGGAGUACACGACCUCGUUCCGGCUCGCCCAGAAGGCCGCCAAAGGCAAGGGCCGCGAGUCCGACCUCAAGCCCGUCGGCGACCUGGGCUAUAGCGGUUCGACCUUCUUCACGACGGCCGACGGCAAGUUCCUCGUCAAGUCGCUACCCCGCCGCUUCGAGCACGAGUUCUUCACCCACGAUCUCUUCGACGCCUACGUCGCCCACAUGAAGAAGCACCCCCACAGUCUGCUCGUGCGCAUCACCGACAUGGUCUACACCUCAAUCGCCACGCUCGGCGGCAUCCUCGGCACAGCACCGACCCAUCACAUUAUCAUGGAGAACCUGCUAUACGGCAAGUCGGAGGAGGAGACGAGCCACAGGAAGAAGCAAUGGGAGACGUACGACCUCAAGCCGAAUGACUACUUCUUCCCUGAGAGGGACAUCGCCAACGGCCACCUGGCACCGGAGAGCGUCAAGGAGAGGCUGAUUGACGAGUUCGACGACAAGGUCCGCGUCACGCCCGCGCAGAAAAAGGAGCUGCUCGACCUCCUUGAAGCAGACACCCGCGUGCUCGCCGACAACAACGCCGUCGACUACUCGCUCUUCAUGGUCCGCUACCCGGGCCCUAACGUCCUGGACGAGGCCCGCAGCGUGCCCACCAUCCAGUCCGACGCCAACGAGUGGCGCACCGGUCUCACCGACGUCGACGGCAACUGGACCUACCGCAUCAUCGUCCUCGACUUCUUCUGGGCCAAGCACAAGUUCCGCGCCAAGGCCAUGACGGGGCUCGUCAAGUCGUAUAACAUCUUUGCCGGCCACGGCCCCAUGAGCAUCACAGCCAAUCCCGCAGAGUAUCGUGAGCGGUUUCUCAACAUGGUCCGAGACUUUGUUAUUGAGGCGUGA
Messenger RNA from Colletotrichum higginsianum IMI 349063, 1086 nucleotides. RefSeq lists its product as uncharacterized. The record is from RefSeq and is a predicted model, not a curated record. Gene Ontology annotation, biological process: phosphatidylinositol metabolic process. Gene Ontology annotation, molecular function: phosphatidylinositol kinase activity. Lineage: Eukaryota; Fungi; Ascomycota; Sordariomycetes; Glomerellales; Glomerellaceae. The transcript has a single exon. Bases 1 to 1086 code for a protein of 361 amino acids.